AUGGCCGGAGCUGAAGCGCCGCCGGUCUCGGCUCAGGUCGAAAUCCCGGUAGAAACCUGGCUAACUUCUCUGGACCAAAAAUUGCAGGACUCACUCCCACCAUCCUCCAAUUGGCGAAUCUGCAGAGUCCCCCGCAAGCUCCAGAGCGUGAAGAAAGACGCCUACAGCCCACAAGUCAUCUCAAUUGGGCCCUUCCACCACGCCGCCGACAACGUCAAGCCCAUGGCACACCACAAGCUCCACUACGCCACUUGCCUCCUCUCCCGCACCCCAGCCACCAAAUCCACAGCCACCCUCGCCGCCUGCGCCGAUUUCCUCCGCCGCUUCGACGCCACCAUCCGCGCCUACUACGCCGAGAAGAUCGAUCUCAACCAGACCCAGCUCGCCGAGGUCCUAAUCGUCGACUCCCUCUUCAUCAUCGAGCUCUUCGUCAGGUACUUCAAUGUCGAUCUCCGGCUGCAGCACGACCCGAUCUUCACGAGCUCCUGGAUGAUUCUGACCCUCCAGCGAGAUCUGCUGCUGCUUGAGAAUCAGAUCCCUUUCUUCGUCCUCGAGAUGCUGUUCAUGAUUACCGUCAAAAGAAGCGCAAUCGGGCCGUCCAUGCCUCCCCUGCCCGAACUCGCUCUGCUUUUCUUCAAAUCUGCUCUGAAUGUGGACGAAAAAUCCAGCCCAAUCGGCGGAAGCACUACUUGGAGCUGCCACCAUCUGCUCGAUCUAACUUACAGAUCUUACUUCUGCCCAUCUCCUAGGCUGAAUCUCAGAGAAGAAUCGAAUCGAGAUCUGGAACGAUUGGCAGCGCCCGAUUUGGUCAGGGGAAGAGGUGAAAGGGGGAAGAAGAAGAAGGAAAAGCCGUGGGUUCUAAUCCAAUCAGCCAAAGAACUCAAGACAGUCGGGAUAAAGUUCAGGAAAGUAACAGCCAAGCAUCUGUUCGAGAUGGAGUUCAAAGACGGGAAAUUCAGAAUCCCGCCAUUGACAGUCCACGACUCGACGGAUUCGUUGCUGAGAAACCUCAUGGCCUACGAGCAAUUCUCCCACGCGAGCAGGCAGUUCGUGACGUCGUACGUAAUGCUGAUGGAUCGGCUGAUUGAUACGAAAGAGGAUGUUCAGAUACUGGAGAAGGCAGGGGUAAUCGAGAACGAAUUGGGGGAUUCGGGUUACGUGUCGAAUUUGUUCAAUGAGAUGUGCAAGCAGAUUGUGUUCAGGGAGUUCUACUACGAUGGGUUGUGCGAGCAGGUGAAUGGUUACAGCAAGGGAAGGUGGCAGAAGUCGAAAGCCCAUUUCAAGAGUGUGUAUCUGAAGAACAUUUGGACGAUCGUGUCGUUGUUCGUUGCGGCUUGGGUGCUUGCUGCUACUACCAUACAAACUGUCUACUCUAUUCUCGAUUACAAUAAACCGUGA
Messenger RNA from Linum tenue, 1398 nucleotides. The record is from the annotation of a GenBank genome assembly. NCBI's taxonomy places the organism in Eukaryota, Viridiplantae, Streptophyta, Magnoliopsida, Malpighiales, Linaceae.